Molecule: messenger RNA, 843 nt
Organism: Selaginella moellendorffii
Lineage: Eukaryota; Viridiplantae; Streptophyta; Lycopodiopsida; Selaginellales; Selaginellaceae
Product: germin-like protein subfamily T member 2
Exons: 4
Coding region: 1-843 (280 amino acids)
Cellular component (GO): cell wall
Molecular function (GO): manganese ion binding
Source: RefSeq, a predicted model, not a curated record
AUGGCUGUAUCUAAAUCCAUAAUCUUCGUGUUCUUCACAUUCUUGGCCGUUUCCUUGGUUUCAUCUGACCCAGAUCCACUUCAAGACUUUUGCAUUGGAGAUCUAAGCGCCAGGCCGAGCAUCAAUGGCUUCCCAUGCAGGAACGCGUCGCUCGUCACGGUGGACGACUUCAUCUACAGCGGGCUCGUGAACUCCUCCAACACCACAAACAUUGAUCGCGCUGGCGCGACCUUUGGAACAGCACUGAGAUUUCCGGGCCUCAACACUCUGGGACUCUCCAUCGCCAGGCUCGAUUUCCUUCCCGAGGGGAUCAUCCCUCCACACACCCAUCCCAGAGCCUCGGAGAUGGUGUACGUCGAGGAGGGGAGCGUCUACGCCGCCAUUGUCACCGCGGACAACCGCUUGUUCGCUCGUGUGAUGAGCAGGGGCGAGGUGAUGGUGAUCCCGCGCGGAUUGAUCCACUGGCAGAUGAAUGUCGGCCGGACGAACGCCAAGAUCAUCGCCACACUCAACUCCCAGUUCCCCGGAAUCCAGUUUGUGGCGAGGUCCAUGUUUGGGUCGCGGCCGGCGGUCCCUGACGAGGUGCUCGAGAAGACUUUCUUCUUGGACGCGGCUGCAAUCGAUCAAGGAGCUUUAUCGUCUAAGAAGCAAGCCUUAGGGCCAAUCGGCCACAACUGCUACGCGGCUAACAACGAAGUGAGCCCCACGCACUUGGGUGGGAAAUUUAGCAAUCAUGAUGUGUGGUUUCUGGUCUACUUACGAAACCAUCGCCUCUGGGUGAUACUGGAUUCGGAAACCAUGCGUUCUCAAGUGGAAUAUCCGAACGCGUUGGGCAACGCGUGA